CAAUCCGGUGUAGGCGACAUCUGAAAACAGACCCUUCAGGAAUGUAUGAUUUUUACAACAUUCUACCUUUAUGCGGACGAUAAUUAACACGCUAAUAUUUUUUUGUCACACAGCCAGCACUGAAAACGAAUGGGGAUUGAAUUGCUUUGCCUCUGUUUCCUAUUUCUGCAAAGAAAUAACUAUGUGCAAGGGACCUGUUCUCUGGAAAGCACAGUGACUUGUGAAGACUGCUUGCUUUCUGGACCACACUGCGCUUGGUGUUUUCAAGAGAAUUACACAGACUCUGCUGGAAUUCAUGGGAGGUGUGAUACCCCAGAAAACCUUUUGUCAAAAGGAUGCCAGCUGAAUUUGAUUGAAUUUCCCAUUUCAGACGUAGAAAUUCAGAGAAACAAGCCCCUAACUGUAGCGACUGAGAAGAACAAUUCUGAUGUCACACAGAUUUCUCCUCAAAAAUUAACUCUCAGGCUGCGACCAGGGCAUGAAGAAACAAUACAGAUCAAGGUUCGCCAAACUGAAGAUUAUCCAGUUGAUCUCUAUUACCUCAUGGAUCUUUCAGCCUCCAUGGAUGAUGAUCUGAAUACAAUCAAAGAACUGGGUUCAACUCUUUCUAAAGAAAUGUCAAAACUGACAAGCAACUUCAGACUGGGGUUUGGAUCUUUUGUUGAAAAACCAGUUUCACCAUUUAUCAAAACUACAGCUGCAGAAAUAAACAACCCUUGCAGAAGUGUACCAUAUGAGUGCUUACCCACCUUUGGAUACAAACAUGUUUUGCCACUAACAAAUGAUGCUGAAAAAUUCAAUGAAAUUGUGAAAGGACAGCGAAUCUCUGCUAAUAUAGACACUCCAGAGGGAGGAUUCGAUGCAAUUAUGCAGGCAGCUGUUUGCAAGGAAAAAAUUGGAUGGAGGAAUGAUUCUCUACAUUUGCUGGUGUUUGUGAGUGAUGCUGAUUCCCAUUUUGGGAUGGACAGUAAACUGGCAGGGAUUGUUAUUCCUAAUGAUGGGAACUGUCAUUUGGACCACAAUAACGAAUAUUCCAUGUCAACUGUUCUGGAGUAUCCCACAAUUGGACAAUUAAUUGACAAACUUGUGCAAAACAAUGUUCUAUUAAUUUUUGCUGUAACGAAUGAACAAGUUCACAUAUAUGAGAACUAUGCAAAGCUUAUUCCUGGAGCUACUGUUGGACGACUACAGAAGGAUUCUGGAAAUAUUCUCCAGUUGAUCAUUGCUGCAUAUCAGGAGCUGAGGUCUGAGGUGGAGCUGGAGAUCUUGGGAGAGACAGAAGGGCUCAGUCUCUCUUUCACGGCCAUCUGCAACAAUGGGACCUUUUUUCCACAUCAGAGGAAAUGCUCUCAUGUGAAAGUGGGAGACACAGUCUCCUUCAAUGUGACUGUAAGUCUCUCCUCUUGUGAAAAAAACAGAAGGCAUAUUGUGAUAAAACCAGUAGGGCUCAGUGACACGCUGGAAAUGGAAAUUCAACCCCAAUGCAGCUGUAACUGUCAGACAAAGGCUGAGAUUAACAGCCCAAAAUGCAACAAAGGGAAAGGAUCUUUCCAGUGCGGGGUGUGCGUCUGCAGCCCGGGGUAUGUGGGGCCACACUGCGAAUGCGACGAGAGCUCCCUCGGCACCAGCUCCUGCAAGGGCUCGGCAGAGCAGAGCUCCUGCAGCGGGAGAGGUGACUGCUACUGCGGGCAGUGCGUGUGCCACCCAUCCCUCUAUGGGAAGGUGUACGGGCCACGCUGUGAAUGUGACGACUUCUCUUGUGUGAGACACAGAGGGCUCCAGUGUGGAGGCAACGGUGACUGUGACUGUGGAGAAUGCAUGUGCCACAGUGGAUGGACUGGUGAAUACUGUAAUUGCACAACCGACACCAGCACCUGCAUUGCUGAGGAUGGGACACUGUGCAGUGGGAGAGGCGAAUGCAUCUGUGGGACAUGUGCUUGCACCUAUCCAGGGGCUUCAGGCCAAACAUGUGAAAAAUGCCCUCUCUGCAGCGACCCUUGCAGUUCCAGGCGGAGCUGUGUGGAAUGUCACUUGGCUUCUGAUGACAAGUCACCAGGAGAAUGCAGUGAAAAAUGCAAAUUGGUUGAUGCAACUGUCAGCACUGCAAAGGAUUAUUCACAGGAUAAAUCCAUUCCCUGCUCUCUGCAGGGGGAAAAUGAAUGCAUAACCACAUUUCUACUGGCUAUGGAUGAACAGGGAAGGACAGUCAUUCAUAGUAUAGAGCAGAAAGAUUGCACACAGCUUCCAAAUAUCCCAAUGAUAAUGGUGGGUGUCACCCUUGCUAUCCUUCUCAUUGGCAUUGUUUUACUUUGUAUAUGGAAAUUACUGGUGUCAGUUCAAGACCGAAAAGAGGUGGCCAAGUUUGAAGCAGAAAAGUCUAAAGUUAAAUGGCAAACGGAAACAAAUCCACUGUACAGAGGCUCAACAACCACUUUUAAAAAUGUAACUUACAAGAACCAAGAAAAGCAAAAAGGGGCCAUGGCUGCAGAUUUCUAUUAG
Molecule: messenger RNA, 2499 nt
Organism: Leptosomus discolor (cuckoo roller)
Lineage: Eukaryota; Metazoa; Chordata; Aves; Leptosomiformes; Leptosomidae
Gene: ITGB6
Product: integrin subunit beta 6
Biological process (GO): cell adhesion mediated by integrin; cell migration; cell-cell adhesion
Cellular component (GO): cell surface; focal adhesion; integrin alphav-beta6 complex
Molecular function (GO): integrin binding
Source: RefSeq, a predicted model, not a curated record